This is a messenger RNA of Andrographis paniculata, 1967 nucleotides long. RefSeq names its product zinc finger protein ZAT4-like. NCBI's taxonomy places the organism in Eukaryota, Viridiplantae, Streptophyta, Magnoliopsida, Lamiales, Acanthaceae. The record is from RefSeq and is a predicted model, not a curated record. The transcript has a single exon. Bases 346 to 1599 code for a protein of 417 amino acids.
UCCUCUGUUUUACCCCUUUUUUAUCCUUGCUUUGCUGCAUGGAUUUCUCCAUCCACCUAUACUCCAUUUCUUCAUUUUUUUAUUUUUUAUUUUUUAUUUUUAAAUAAAAAUCCCUUUUCGUGUUUUCAUUGCAGUAUUUGAUCUUUCUUCAACUUUCAACUACCCUAUAGCUAAUGCUACUUCUACUAAGAGCAGCAGCAGCAGCAGCAACUGAAGCAAAAAAAAAAAAAAAAAAUUAAAAAAAAGAAGCCAUGAUUUAAGACAGAUCUUGUUUCCAUUCAUCAAUUCUUACAUCCUAAGCUCAAAGUUGGAGUCUUUUGUAAUUUUUAUUUUUUUUCGAUUUUGAUGGAGGAAGAACAGCAGGAUUUGAAUUCGAAGCACACCUGCAAAUUCUGCAGCAAGAAUUUCCCCUGCGGGAGGUCUCUUGGGGGUCACAUGAGGUCUCAUCUAAUCACUAUUUCAUCGAAGAAGAAGAAGAAGAACAGCACCAAAAACAGCAACAUAGAUUCCUCCAAAUUCGUCGUUAAUGGCGGCGACGAGGAUCAAUUCGGGUGCUACGGUCUGCGGGCGAAUCCGAGGAAGACGAUGAAGUACGAUGAUGCCCUAAUUGAGGACAAUCUCUGUAAGGAAUGCGGGAAAGGAUUUCAAUCUCUUAAGGCCCUUUUUGGCCAUAUGAAAUGCCACUCUGUUAACAACAAUGGAAGAAUUGUCGUCGUCGACGACGACGACGAUUCUUGGGGAAUCUCCGAUCAGGUCGCCGUCGUCGACCGCCAUUCCGACAACGAAGGCGCGGCGGCGCUGCUGCGCCGGAAAAAAAGAUCCUCUGGUCGGAUCAGGAAAUACACUUCCAACGCAGCUAAUUCAUCUUCCUUAACUUCUUCGAACGAGGCAGCCGAGCAAGAAGAGGUUGCUUUAAGUCUGAUCAUCUUGUCUAGAGACAAAGGCGAUUUGUCAGGACUCAAUUCCGUCGUCGAAUCCUCCGACAACACAAUUCAGAUGUGGCCGGAGACAGAAAAUGUCGAUUGUGUCAUAGGAUGUAACGAAUCCGAGGUAGUCGGAUUCGAUCACCUCAAAAAUGAUAGGAUCUUCAAGAACAAGUCGAGGAAAAGGAAGCGCGAUCACAUAUCCAAAUUCGCGCAAGUUUCGGACAAGUCGAGCAAAUUCGCGUGCUCGAUUUGUAAGAAGGGGUUCCCUUCUUACCAAGCGUUGGGCGGACACAAAGCGAGUCACAAGAAGUUCAAGGGAAGUUGCGCGCCGGUUGAGCAUUCGCUCGACCAAAGCUCCAAUAAUAAAUUAAUCAUCGAGCACCCGGCCGUAGCCUCGCUCGGGUGGAAUAAAAAUAAAGAUCACGAGUGCCCGAUUUGUUUCAAAGCGUUCCCGUCUGGCCAAGCUCUAGGCGGCCACAAACGGUCACACCUAACCAUCGAUCCCAUAAAAGUUAGUAAUCAAUCAUCAAUCGAGCCACAACAAGAAAUUCGACACUUUCUUGAUCUCAACUUGCCGGCGCCCAUCGAUGAAGAAAUUAGUAGCGAAUGCAAGCCGUGGUGGCUCGUCGCCGGUGCCGGCGAGUCGCUCCUCGGCCUUCUUUCUACUUUAUGAGUAAUAAAAAAAAGAAGCUCUCAAGAUUCAAGAACCCCAUUGAUACAUAUUAUUACUUCAUUCUUUUUUUUUUUUUUUUUACUUAGAUUAGUUCUUUUUUACGGUUUUAAUUUCCACAAUGGAGUUGGUAUUGAAUACUUUGUUACAGUGUUAUAACGUUAAAAUUUGCAGCAAUUACUUGAAAUUAUUGAUCUUUUUUACUUCGACGACGAUCUUUUUAUUCAAAAUCAUUACUUUUUUUUUUUUCUUGUAACAUAGAAAUAUGCAGCAGCUACUUAAAAUUAAUGAUGUUCUUACUUCGAUCCAUAAGAUGUUGUUUGUUGUUGUGAUGUAAUUAUUUUGGCUUGGUGUUGAAGGGACAAUGAAGC